Molecule: messenger RNA, 728 nt
Organism: Oxyura jamaicensis (ruddy duck)
Lineage: Eukaryota; Metazoa; Chordata; Aves; Anseriformes; Anatidae
Gene: MBD4
Product: methyl-CpG binding domain 4, DNA glycosylase
Exons: 5
Coding region: 16-681 (221 amino acids)
Biological process (GO): base-excision repair
Cellular component (GO): nucleus
Molecular function (GO): catalytic activity; DNA binding
Source: RefSeq, a predicted model, not a curated record
GGGAAUCUACAGCACAUGGAUCCCACGCGAAAUCCUUGCGUUUCCAUCACAACUGAAAGGAAAUGCUUUAUGAAACAUGAUAGCAAAAUAGGUGCGCUUUUUUUUCCCACUGUAAUAAUAAAGUAUUAUUCCUUUACAGAAGAGUCUGUCCCACGAACACAGGUGGAGAGGAGGAAAACAAGUCCGUAUUUCUCAAGUAAAUACAGUAAAGAAGCUCCAAGCCCACCCAGAAGGAAGGCCUUCAGAAAAUGGACUCCUCCACGUUCUCCUUUUAACUUGGUCCAAGAAACGCUUUUCCACGAUCCGUGGAAACUGCUCAUUGCAACCAUAUUUCUCAAUAAGACGUCAGGUAAAAUGGCGAUUCCUGUGCUCUGGGAGUUCCUUGAGAAGUACCCUUCUCCCGAAAUAGCCAGAACCGCGGACUGGAAGGAAAUGUCGGAGCUGUUGAAGCCUCUCGGCCUCUACGCACUCAGAGCAAAAACUAUAAUAAAAUUUUCAGAUGAGUACCUGACCAAGCAGUGGAAGUACCCCAUUGAGCUGCACGGAAUUGGAAAAUAUGGGAACGACUCCUACAGGAUCUUCUGCGUCAACGAAUGGAAAGAGGUGCAGCCGCAGGACCACAAGCUGAACACGUACCACGCGUGGCUGUGGGAGAACCGCGAGCAGCUCGGCGUGGGCUGACCGCCGGCACGGCCCCGGCAGCGGCACGGCCCCGCGCUGCCCCCCGG